This is a messenger RNA of Cotesia glomerata, 556 nucleotides long. RefSeq names its product 40S ribosomal protein S20 (gene RpS20). NCBI's taxonomy places the organism in Eukaryota, Metazoa, Arthropoda, Insecta, Hymenoptera, Braconidae. Gene Ontology annotation, biological process: translation. Gene Ontology annotation, cellular component: ribosome; cytosolic small ribosomal subunit. The transcript is spliced from 3 exons. Gene Ontology annotation, molecular function: structural constituent of ribosome. Bases 140 to 508 code for a protein of 122 amino acids. The record is from RefSeq and is a predicted model, not a curated record.
CUUGCUUUGAUGUAGAAAGCUUCCGGCAAUCUCUUUCUCUCUUGUACGUUGACACGUGCGCUCAAAAGAAGACUGGUUCAGCGCUGAUCAGUUUUUAAUCAUAUAAAUUGAUUAACUCGACCAGAAUUAACAAUCAAAAAUGCAAGCAAGUUUAAAAACCGACAACCCCGAAAAACCGGGACAGGAAGUUGCUCCAGUUCACCGUAUUCGUAUUACUUUGACAUCAAGGAACGUCCGUUCUCUUGAAAAAGUAUGUUCCGAAUUGAUCAGCGGUGCUAAGAAGCAAAAGUUGAAGGUCAAAGGACCGGUUCGUAUGCCUACGAAGACUCUGAGAAUUACGACCCGUAAAACACCUUGUGGAGAAGGUUCUAAGACCUGGGAUCGCUUCCAAAUGCGAAUCCACAAGCGUGUAAUUGACCUUUACUCGCCGUCCGAGAUCGUCAAGCAAAUCACUAGCAUCUCCAUCGAGCCUGGUGUAGAGGUUGAGGUUACCAUUGCCAACGAUUAAACAAUUUGUACAAAUAAUUGUUUUAAAUAAAAAAAACCAUCAGAUAAA